CGAGAAGAACACCGGAAAAACUGGACCAGCAAUAUUUGAGGUUCGAUUGAGGAAGAUUUUUAUUUUUGUGACAGAGCCUCGGCGCGGUGGUUUAGAAAAAUAUUCCCACCAUGGAGAAAAUUCUCGAGAAACUAUUGGUCGCCGACAACGCGAUAAUCAAACAGGGUACGAACGAGCUAAGAGAGGCCUUCAAGAAACCAGAAUGCAUAGGAUCGCUGGUCGCAGUUGUUGUCGACUCGCCCAACCCCCAGAUAAGACAGUACGCGGCCGUUUUGAUGAGAAAACGUUUGAGCAAAGGGAACCAUUGGGCUAAGCUUUCACCGGAAGUAAAAGCUAGCUUUAAAGAUGUGAUGCUCAAGCGACUUCUCAGCGAACAGGAUUCCUCGGUAAGAAAAUCGAUCGCCCAACUGAUCGGCACGGUGAUCAAGCACGAACUUGGCAAUAACGGAUGGCCGGAAGUACUGCAGUUCGUUCAACAAUCCGUAACGAGCGAAAAUCUCGGCGAUAAGGAGAUCGGCAUGUACACUUUAUCCACGAUGACGGAGGUAGCGGCACACGCAUACCUACCGCAUGCCCAGUCGGUGGUCUUCCUCUUGGAAAACACACUGAACGGGCUUCAGGACUUGGGACACCCUGUAGCAUUCUACGUUUUAUUGACGCUAACGCACUUGGUGCCUCUGGUGGAAGGAAAUCAACCCAUGGUAAACGCCUAUCACCAAAUGAUGCCUCGGGUAAUUAGCGUCAUUCAGGCGCUCGCAGUUACCAAUGAAGAACAGGCGGUCGAGGCCUUCGAGCUACUGGAUGAACUCUGCGAGCAGGCAAUGGAUGUAAUUUCUCCCCAUGUCAAGGCUCUCGUUAGCCUCUGUUUGACCCUUGGUGCAAACAAGACACUCGACGAUGCGCUUAGAGUCAAGGCAGUUGGGUUUAUGGGCUGGCUAGCCAAGACUAAAAAGAAGGCAUUCGUCAAACAUAAACUGGUCGAACCUGUCAUUGACAUGUUGUUCAACUUAAUGGCUGAACCACCCACGGAUGAAUCCGACGAAGCUUACUUCUGUGAUAAUGUUGAUGACAGUACACCAAUGACUUGUGCGACACAAACCCUGGACCUUCUAGCCCUGCACCUUCCACCAGAAAAAUUAAUCCCUUACGUUUUGCAGCACGUUGAACCGGGACUUCAAGGAUCCAAUGUGUACUCUAAAAAGGCAUCGUACCUAGCGAUGGCAGUGCUGGCCGAGGGAUGUUCAGAAUUCAUUCGAUCAAAGUACCUUGAGUCGUUUUUGAGGUGUAUUUGUGGUGGAAUCACAAGUACAGAACCGGUCGUUCGCAAUGCUGCAUUGUUUGCACUUGGUCAAUUCGCAGAACAUCUGCAGCCCGAGAUUAGUCAAUACGCUUCUGAGUUGCUUCCAGUUCUGUUCGAGUACUUGGGACACGUAUGCUCUCAGAUGCAGUUGCAAAACAACAGCAAGUCUCCACCGGUCGACAGAAUGUUCUACGCCCUAGAAGUUUUCUGUGAAAAUUUAAACGAGGGACUUCUGCCUUAUCUUCCGAUACUUAUGGAGUGCCUUUUCAAGGCCCUACAAACACCCAAUGCCGAUAUACACGUCAGGGAGCUGGCUCUCAGUGCCAUCGGAGCAGCUGCAAAUGCUAGUAAAGAAAAUAUGAUGCCAUACUUUCAAACGAUCGUUGAAAACCUUCGUGGAUAUCUCACGGAGAAACAGAGUACGGAAACUAUGUGCCUGCAGAUCCAAGCCGUAGAUACCCUGGGAGUGCUGGCGAGAACGAUAGGCGACGAUCAUUUUCGACCGCUAGCCGAAGAGUCUUUGAAUCUCGGUAUGAAAUUGAUGACCGAAAACGAAGAUCCUGAUUUAAAGAAAUGCGUCUACGGUUUGUUCGCCUCGAUUAGUUCGGUACUGAAACAAAACCUGGCUGCAGUUCUGCCACGAAUUGUUGAACCCAUGAUACACAGCAUACAAAGCGCAGAAGGAAUUGUGCCACACUUCAAGGACAAUGAAAAUACCGCGUUUCCAGUUUACGAGGAUACGAGUGAGACAGAAGAAGAAGAGGACAUUGAGAAUACCGACAACGAGGACGAUUACGAUGACUUAGCUGGCUACGUAGUCGAAAAUUCUUAUGUCGAAGAGAAGGAGGAGGCCAUCCUUGCGUUGAAAGAGAUCGCUAAGAACACUGGAGAAGCGUACUUGCCAUACUUGGAAAAAUCGUUUGAAGAAAUUUUCAAACUCAUCAACUACCCACAAGAGGAUAUCAGAAAGGCCGCAAUCGAAGCUCUGCUACAAUUCUGCAUAAGUUUUUCAAAAAUAAAUACAAACGAGGGCAAAGUAGCCACGCAAAAGGCACUCUCGGUAUUUGUUCCUAAGUUGGCGGAACUCAUUAGAUUAGACGAGGAAUGCUCCGUAGCAAUUGCUGCGCUUGACGCUUACUCCGAACUCCUCAAAGAACUAAAAUCUGAUGUCCUCAUUCAGGAGGGUCACAAAGAUGCGAUUAUAAACUGCAUUACCGACGUCAUGACGGGUAAAACCGAAUGUCAGGACCAAGAUGAGGCGGAUGGUGACGAGACCGAAGCCGAGCAAGACGAGCUAUUAAUUGAAUGCGCCGGAGACGUUUUACCAAGUUUUGGUAAAGCCAUGAAGCCAGAAGAUUUCCUUCUCUACUUCCAAGCACUGCUUCCUCUUUUCCUGGCCAAAUUGCAAAAGAACAAAACUGAGGCCCAAAGAUCGUUCGGUAUCGGUACAAUAUCCGAGUGUCUCGCAGCCCUGGGUCCGACAGUAGCAAACUUCGUUCCGCAACUCCUGCCAAGGCUGUUAAAACUGUCAACAGAUCCAAACGCAGAGGUUCGAAACAACGCGAUCUACGGAAUCGGGGAACUAGCGUUACAUGGAAAGGAAUCCGUCUAUCCACAUUACUCGGAAAUCCUUCAAUCUCUUUCGGAAGCGAUAGUGACAGAGACUCAUGGAGGAACACGGGACAAUAUUGUCGGUGCGAUCGCGCGUCUGAUCAUAACAAAUCCCACAAUCCUACCGCUGGAGCAAGUAUUCCCAGUUUUCGUAGGGCAGCUACCUCUUCGCGAGGACUUUGAGGAGAACAAGGCGGUGUUCAAGAGCGUGAUGGUGCUCUACGAGAACGGACACGACGUUAUCAAAAGCCACAUUCCGAGUCUCCUCAAAGUAGCAGUAAGCGUCGUUCAUGAGGGCAGAGCGAUGGACGACGAAUGCAAGGAGAUAGUGACGAAAUUCCUAAGAGUAACACAAGCCGAUUUUCCGACCCAGUGGAACGAGUUGUUGGUUAGUCUUCCGCCGGAAGUAAGGGCCGGUUUUCAGUAGGCGCUGUUAUUUAACGUUUCAUUAUUAUUGGCUGUUCAAGGAAAGAACAAAAAAUAAAGACGGUGUUAAAUAUGCCACGAGUUUUCCUAACAGCGAAACGAUUCGUGUGCUUGAGUCGCCUUGGUCGCCUGAAUCAGGCGCACGAAUCGUUUGGUUGUUAGAAAAACUCUCUGUAUACCAGAUCGCACUGAGCACUUACUUUUUUGUUUUUUCUCGUCUUCCUACGGUACGAUAAUUUGUUGAUUAUUGACGAGAAACAGCUCAAUCUUUGGAGACAGCUGACUUCUCGGGGAACGUUCUAUAAUAUAUUUAUUAAGCAUGCUACAAUCGAGCGAGACAACGUUUCACCCUCGACGAUUAUUUUAUGUUUCUUGUUGCUGUUGAUUUUUCGUAAGUUUUCGUACUUCUUCAAGUGCGAAGAUAAAGUAAUAUAUUGGCAUUUCGUGAAUUGUGUGCCUUCUGCGUUGAAGUUAUAUAAUUAAUACAUUUAAAUUCAAGUUUUACUCGGGCGGCGUUGCAUUAAUUACACCCAAUUUUCAUUUAUUCAUAUAUAUCUAUCGGAAAACUGUUCGAAUCGUCGUUAAUAUUUCUUACCGAAAUAUUUUAAUUCGUGUUUACACCGUAAUUAGAAUAGUAGUAUCGUAAAAACUUGAAAACUGAUCGCCCAUUAUAGCUACGCUCUGCUUGUUCAAGGUUGAUUUUUUUUUUCUUUUUUUUUUCCUGCUUAAUUUAAAUUUAACACUGCAUUGUAUGCUGUUGCAGUGUCCAAACAUACCUUUUAUAUAUAACACACUAUUAUGUAUUAAAUAUAUAAUGCACAUGUACGUAUAACGAGUAUAUACAUGAAAAACGAAUGUGUAUGAAAAACCAAGAAAAAUAUGGAAGAGAACUGAAUAAAGGCGAAGAGAAAAUUUGCAUAUU
Molecule: messenger RNA, 4259 nt
Organism: Diprion similis
Lineage: Eukaryota; Metazoa; Arthropoda; Insecta; Hymenoptera; Diprionidae
Product: importin-4-like
Exons: 15
Coding region: 111-3338 (1075 amino acids)
Biological process (GO): protein import into nucleus
Cellular component (GO): cytoplasm; nucleus
Molecular function (GO): small GTPase binding; nuclear import signal receptor activity
Source: RefSeq, a predicted model, not a curated record